GGAAGAGCUAGGGGCUUAAAGGCAGCCAGGGAGUGAGGCCCAUUCAGCUGGAGGAAGGAGGCAGGCAGCUCCCAGCCCCUAGACAGAGCCCAGAGAGAUGGAGCAGAAGGAAGGGCAGCUCUGUGAAGACAGGGCCACUGUCUCUCCAACCACAGAGGCCCCAGAGACGUCGGGAGGUGGAGGCUCUACAGAGAAGGAGAGCAAAGAUGGUGGGAGGCAAAGCAGCAUAGAGGUAUCUCCAGAGGGGCCAGCGAAACAAGAAAGAGCUGGCAACAGCCUGGACACUGAAGGCCAGGCCCUAACACACAGGCCCGGGGAGGAGGACAAAGAGGAGAAGGGAGACUCCCCGGGGCCAGCUCAGCUGCACAAGGAGGAUGCCAGGAAGGGAGAGCCUACGGUGGAAGCUUGGGAGAUGACAGGAGAGACCAAAAGUGAAUCUACAAAGGCUGAGGGAAAAGACACCACAGAGGCUUCUGAGAAGCAGGAAGCUCAGGAGAAUAAAACUAAAUCAAAAUCUAAGGAGAAAGCCAGCAAGAAUGAGGAGGCCCAAGCUGUGACCAAGGAGGGUGAUGGGAAAGGGAAAAGCAUGAGGGCCUGCCUGGAGGAGAAUGCCAAGACAGAAGAGACCAAGGCUGAAGCCCAGGAGAAAGAUGGUGUCCCAGAAGCUAAGUCAGUCGCUCAGGAGGAGCCUGCUGGGGAGGAUCAGAUCAAGGCUAAGCCUCAGAAGGAAGGCUCAAAGGAGGAGGCAGAGUCAGCUGGUACCCAUGAGGAGGCUGUGACGAGAGAGUCAGAGGAAGGAGCAGGGGGGCUCCCCAGUUCCCCUGAGGGGUGGCCUGAGAGCCCCACAGAGGAGGGCUUCAGCCCAGAUGGCUUGAGUCCAGAAGAGAUGGCUGGUGAGGAGACCAGCCCUGCAACCAGCGAGCCUUCAGCCGGCUGCGAAGAGCCCCCGAGCCCAGCGGAGCCCCCUCCGGAGAAGAAGAAGGAGAGACACCCCGAGCGCAGGGGGGUCGCCUCGGCCCGGCCCCGCGGGCCCCGCGCCCAGAACCGCAAAGCCAUCGUGGACAAGUUUGGCGGGGCAGCCUCCGGGCCCACCGCGUUGUUCCGGAACCCCAAGGCGGCGGGGGUGGCCAUCGGGGGGGUCAAAAGCAUGCUGCUGGAGUGGUGCCGGGCCAUGACCAGGAACUACGAGGCUGGCCUGCAGCACGUGGACAUCCAGAACUUCUCCUCGAGCUGGAGCAGCGGCAUGGCCUUCUGCGCCCUCAUCCACAAGUUCUUCCCCGACGCCUUCGACUACGUGGCGCUGGACCCCAAGCAGAGGCGCCACAACUUCACUCUGGCCUUCUCCACCGCAGAGAAGCUGGCUGACUGUGCUCAGCUGCUGGAGGUGGAUGACAUGGUCCGCCUGUCGGUGCCAGACUCCAAGUGUGUCUACACCUACAUCCAGGAGCUCUACCGCUGCCUGGUACAGAAGGGGCUGGUGAAGACCAAGAAGAAAUGAGGCGGCUGGCCAGCCAGGCAUCCCUGGCCCUGUGACUCACUUCCCGGCCAGUGGACAUCAGUCUUAACUGCAUUAAAAAUCGUGUUUUUUUAAA
Messenger RNA from Erinaceus europaeus (western European hedgehog), 1592 nucleotides. It is a transcript of the gene SMTNL1, whose product is annotated as smoothelin like 1. Gene Ontology annotation, cellular component: filamentous actin; microtubule organizing center. Gene Ontology annotation, biological process: actin cytoskeleton organization. The transcript is spliced from 8 exons. The record is from RefSeq and is a predicted model, not a curated record. Lineage: Eukaryota; Metazoa; Chordata; Mammalia; Eulipotyphla; Erinaceidae. Gene Ontology annotation, molecular function: protein binding. Bases 98 to 1498 code for a protein of 466 amino acids.